Caenorhabditis elegans is the source of this 1216-nucleotide messenger RNA. It is a transcript of the gene gmd-2, whose product is annotated as GDP-mannose 4,6 dehydratase 2. Gene Ontology annotation, molecular function: GDP-mannose 4,6-dehydratase activity. The coding region runs from base 1 to 1149 and encodes 382 amino acids. The transcript is spliced from 6 exons. The record is from RefSeq and is marked reviewed. NCBI's taxonomy places the organism in Eukaryota, Metazoa, Nematoda, Chromadorea, Rhabditida, Rhabditidae. Gene Ontology annotation, biological process: GDP-mannose metabolic process; GDP-L-fucose biosynthetic process; 'de novo' GDP-L-fucose biosynthetic process.
AUGGAAGCCCGCAACGCUGAAGGUCUCGAAUCAUGUAUUGAGAAGAUUCAGGAGGUGAAAUUGAGCAGUUUUGCAGAGUUGAAGGCUUUUAGAGAACGGAAAGUAGCGUUGAUCACAGGAAUCACUGGGCAGGACGGUUCCUACCUUGCCGAGCUUCUACUCUCCAAAGGAUACAAAGUUCAUGGGAUCAUCCGACGAUCCUCAUCAUUCAACACAGCUCGUAUUGAGCAUCUCUACGGAAAUCCUGUCACUCAUAACGGAAGUGCGUCAUUUUCCCUGCACUACGGAGAUAUGACAGAUUCUUCAUGCUUGAUCAAGCUCAUUUCGACAAUUGAGCCGACAGAGAUCUACCACCUCGCCGCUCAAUCUCAUGUCAAAGUCUCCUUUGACCUCCCGGAGUACACCGCUGAAGUCGAUGCAGUAGGAACCCUUCGUCUUCUUGACGCCAUUCACGCUUGUCGUCUAACCGAGAAAGUUCGAUUCUACCAAGCUUCAACUUCGGAGCUCUACGGAAAAGUUCAAGAAAUCCCACAAAGCGAGCUGACCCCAUUCUACCCGAGAUCCCCUUAUGCGGUCGCCAAGAUGUAUGGCUAUUGGAUUGUGGUGAACUAUCGGGAGGCGUAUAAGAUGUUUGCUUGUAAUGGAAUUCUGUUCAACCAUGAGAGUCCGAGAAGAGGUGAAACCUUUGUCACACGCAAAAUCACCCGAUCUGUUGCAAAAAUCAGUCUUCGCCAGCAAGAGCACAUCGAGCUCGGCAACCUGAGUGCUCUCCGAGACUGGGGCCACGCGAAAGAAUACGUCGAGGCAAUGUGGAGAAUCCUUCAACAAGACACCCCAGACGACUUUGUGAUUGCCACCGGGAAGCAGUUCAGUGUCCGCGAGUUCUGCAAUCUUGCAUUCGCGGAAAUCGGAGAGCAGUUGGUUUGGGAAGGCGAAGGUGUCGAUGAAGUUGGGAAGAAUCAGGAUGGAGUGGUGAGGGUGAAGGUCAGCCCGAAGUACUACAGACCGACUGAGGUGGAGACUUUGUUGGGGAAUCCGGCGAAGGCUAGGAAGACACUUGGUUGGGAGCCCAAGAUUACUGUUCCGGAGCUCGUCAAAGAAAUGGUGGCUAGCGAUAUCGCGUUGAUGGAGGCAGAUCCAAUGGCUUAGGCUUAGAAUAACAUUUUAUUUCCCGUAAAAUUAUAUAAAUUUCAUAAAAUUUCUAUUCAUGGUAAAG